AUGAGCUACCGGCCGCCUCCCCCAGACGAGGAGUACCUCCUCCCCAAUGAGCAGCUGCAGAACCAUCCAAACCACUCGCAGACAUCGCUCGUGGCUCCAUUACCCCUGUAUCAUGAUCAGGGGCUGAGACGACCGCUGUACCACGACGACGAGGAGUACUACGGGCAGAACCAGCAACCGCACUCGGUGUUUGCCAGUGGCUACGACGGCGACCACCUGGCAUCGCAAACCAACUUAUAUCAUCUGGAAUAUAAUCCCAGUGUCCCCUAUGACCAGCUGUUCACACAAGCGCCGACUCAGCACCUGUUUGCAACGCUGUACCAGCCACUGUACCCUACUCCUCCUCCACCGCCAUCCCAGCCUCAGCCCAGUGGGUACACCUCCCACCUCCCCCCGCCACCGCUGUAUCCUCCGAUGAAGGAUAGCAUCGAGUACGAGGAGUACGAGAUGCUGGAUCCGUACUCCCACACCCAGUACCAGCCGCAAUACUAUAAUCAGCCUCUCUUCACUGCCCCUCCAGCUGACGAUGAAGACCGCGAGUGGGACCAGAAUAUUGCCUACGGUGAUAUCGAGGGGGAUAACUUCCAACUCACCACAGCAUUACCUGAACGAGAAGCGGUUCGGGGAAACGACAGCGACGAUGACAACCCCUUUGAAUCGGAUAAAGUGGUCACGCUGGGGGUCAACGGGCACUUGGUGCUUGACUGUCCCGUGGCUACGGAAUUGUUAUCGAAGUAUCCUGGUUACCAGCCCGAUAAAGAACAGGGAGGUUUACUGCGAGAGUUCGCCUACAUGCGGUACACUGCCGUCACCUGUGGCCCGUCUAACUUUUUCCGCAACGGGUUCAUUCUCCGUGGUAUCCACUGUACCGUGCCUCGGCUGACGGAACUCAUGGUGGUGAUCACCAUGUACAACGAAGACGACAUUCUUCUCGCCCGUACCCUCAAGGGUGUGUUUAAGAACAUUAAGUACCUUAUGCUGAAGUCACGGCUGAGCACCUGGGGUGCCGACGCUUGGAAGAAAGUGGUGGUGUGCAUUGUUUCCGAUGGUCGCUCAAAGAUCAACCCCAGAGCCCAGGCGUUGCUCGCGGCGUUGGGGGUUUACCAAGACGGCUUGGCCCGAUCGCAAGUCAAUGACAAGAAAGUGCAGGCACAUGUCUACGAAUACACUACCAGAGUGGGCAUCUCUCUGGUCGAGGACACCGUCAAGUUGACCACCGACAAGACCGUCCCCGUCCAGUUGUUAUUCUGCUUAAAGGAAAAGAAUGCCAAAAAAAUUAACUCCCACCGGUGGUGCUUCCAAGGGCUCGCGAGAGUGCUCGACCCCAAGGUGGUGGUGUUGCUCGAUGCCGGUACUCAGCCUCUGGGUAAGUCGCUUUAUCACUUGUGGAAAGAAUUUGACCGUGACCCCCGUGUCGCCGGGGCUUGUGGUGAGAUUAAAGCUAAGCUUCAAGGCCGCCAGAUCCUUACAAACCCCCUCGUCUACGCGCAGAACUUCGAGUACAAGAUGCUGAAUAUUUUGGACAAGCCCACCGAGCUGGACUUCGGCUUCAUUUCGGUGUUGCCUGGGGCGUUCUCUGCCUAUAGAACCGUUGCUCUUCAAAACGAUGUCAACGGCCAGGGCCCGUUGGAGAAGUACUUCAAAGGUGAGUUCAUGCACACGUCCCUGACCGACUUGGAUCCUGAUGACGACGAGUACGAGUUGAAGAAAACGUUGAUGGCUCAUGAAGCCGGGAUCUUUACCUCCAACAUGUACUUAGCAGAGGACCGGAUUUUAUGUUUCGAGUUGGUGGCAAAGCGCGGGUGCUCAUGGUUGUUACGUUACGUGCGUCUGGCACUGGCGGAAACCGAUGUUCCCGAACAUCUUGCUGAGUUCGUUUUGCAAAGACGGAGAUGGCUUAAUGGGUCGUUUUUCGCUGCUAUCUACUCGUUGGUCCACUUCCCCAAAAUCUGGACCCUGUCGCAUUCAUUCGGCCGCAAACUUAUGUUCCACGUGGAGUUCUUCUAUCAAUUCAUCAAUUUGGUAUUGUCUUGGUUCAGCAUCGGUCUGUACUUUUUGGUCUUUCGCAUAUUGACGAUCGGUUUGACUGAUCCUGCUAUGAACUUCCCUCCUGGUAAAGUGCUUGCAUUGGUGUUUCUAUGGUUGUAUGUCGCAUCGAUUGUGACGACGUUUGUGCUUUCAUUUGGCAACAAGCCCACGGGGACUCAGCGUUUUUACGUGGUUAUCGUGCUCUUUUUUGCCGUCGUAAUGAUUUAUAUGAUGCUUGCUGCCAUCUGGAUGGCGGUCAAGACAAUCACCAAUAUCAUCAAUGACCCGCUGAAGAGUUCGGCAGCAGCGUUGUUUCUGGAUCCCAACUUCCGCGACUUGAUUGUUGCUACUGGUCUGACGUACGUGCUUUACUUCGUCGCCCUGUUUAUGUACUUGGAACCCUGGCACAUGUUUACUUCGUUCCUUCAAUACCUUUUGUUGUCGCCUUCAUACGUCAAUGUGUUAAACAUUUACGCUUUCUGUAACAUUGAUGAUGUCUCGUGGGGUACCAAAGGUGACACGGGGGCGCAAGAUCUUGGUACCGCCAAGGCGAAGGAGGAUGGUACCUUUUCGGUGUCCAUUCCUGUGUCCACCGAAGAGAUCAACAAGCUGUACCUCAAGGAGCUUGACAAGAUCAAGACUCCCGAGCCCGCAGAGAAGGAGAAGAAGCCUGUUUCUAAUGAAGACUAUUACAAAUACGUGCGUUCGAUGACAGUGUUGGUAUGGAUGCUUACAAAUUUCGUCAUCAUCGCCGUGGUGUUGGAAACUGGUGGCUUGAGCGAUUUCGUUGAGGAAGAUGACACGGACAAUAAAACUAAGAGGCUGAAAAUCUUUUUAACGGUCAUUCUUUGGAUUGUGUGCUUUACGGCUCUCUUCAGAUUCAUUGGUUGCAUUUGGUAUUUGUUUCUGCGCAUGUUCAAACGGAAGAGAACAACUUAA
Molecule: messenger RNA, 2967 nt
Organism: Diutina rugosa
Lineage: Eukaryota; Fungi; Ascomycota; Pichiomycetes; Serinales; Debaryomycetaceae
Exons: 1
Coding region: 1-2967 (988 amino acids)
Cellular component (GO): cell periphery; cell septum
Molecular function (GO): chitin synthase activity
Source: RefSeq, a predicted model, not a curated record